This is a messenger RNA of Notechis scutatus (mainland tiger snake), 1813 nucleotides long. RefSeq names its product calicin (gene CCIN). Lineage: Eukaryota; Metazoa; Chordata; Lepidosauria; Squamata; Elapidae. The record is from RefSeq and is a predicted model, not a curated record. Gene Ontology annotation, molecular function: protein binding.
CUUCAACUUCAGACAACCUUCAGACCCAGCUCAAAACAUGAAGAUGCAGUUUACAGAAAAGAACCACAACAGUUUUAUGGUACAGGCCCUUAACAAACAAAGAAAGAACAAGGAAUUUUGUGAUGUGGCUCUCAGUGUGGACCAGACUGUCUUCCAUGCCCACCUCAACGUCUUAGCAGCUAUGUCUUCCCAUAUAAGGAGUUUGAUAUCCAGCAAUGAUAUGAAAGCAGAUGAUGAACUCUAUAUUAUCAUUGAUGCGAAAUUCAUGAGCCCGGCCUUAAUGGAGGAAUUGCUUGAUUAUUUCUAUACUGGGAGGAUUGUGAUUUCAGAGAAAAAUGUGGAGGAACUGCUGAAGGGAGCCAAGUACUUCAGUUCCCAAACUUUAAGAAGUCACUGCUCUGAUUUCCUCCUCCGGUCCCUCAAAAUGGAGAACUGCCUCCAGUACAUUCUGAUAGCCACUACAUAUGACCUGAAGGACAUAAGGAAUGCUGCCUAUGAUGGGAUACGAGACAAUUUUCAUUAUUGGGUAGGGCCUCAGGGCAUAUCAGAAUUUAUGCAAUGCCCUUAUCACGUCCUCAGCAAAUUGCUUAAAGAGGAGAAUCUUCACGUGCAAAACGAAGAUCAGAUCUUUCUCGGUCUCCUUCAGUGGAUAAAAUAUAAAAAGAAUGAAAGGGAGAAGCAUUUUAAAAAGUGCUUUGGCUAUAUACGUUUAACAGCAGUUUCUACCAAGACACUACUUGCAGCCUGUCGGGAAGUGUUGCUCUUUGCAGACCACACUGGACCUCUGUCCCGGAUAGAAGCUGUGUUGAGUGAACGUAAACAUGGAAGUCCUCAAAGUUUGAUGCUUCAACAAAGGAAGGGGGCACUAGUGGACUCAGUAGUAAUCUUAGGGGGACAAAAAGAACAGGGCAAAUUCAACAAUGAGGUGUUUGCAUAUGUAAUAGGAGAGAAUAUCUGGAUGAAACUCACAGAAAUGCCUUACAGAGCAGCCGCACUCAGCGCAGCCUCACUGGGGAAAUUCAUUUAUGUCUCUGGAGGAACCACUGAGCAGAUCUCUGGGCUGAAGACUGCCUGGAAGUAUGAUAUGGAUACCAACACAUGGAUCAAACUUCCAGAUCUGCCAGUUGGUCUUGUUUUCCAUAGCAUGGUGACUUGUGGAGGCGCAGUGUAUUCUAUAGGAGGUAGCACAGCCCCAAGAAGGUACAUUUCCAGUAUCUACAAGUACGAUGAAGGCAAAGAGAAAUGGACUCUUGCUGGGAAGAUGAGUAUACCUAUGGACGCAACUGCACUGAUCACCAAGGGAGACAAGACUAUUUACAUUGUGACAGGGAGAUGUCUGGUAAAUGGGCGCUUCUCACGAGUAGGUGUGCUGGACUGCUUUGACACCGAGACCCGGAAUGUAGUCCAGUAUAUCACUUUUCCCAUUCAGUUCAACCAUAAGCCCUUGUUGUCUUUCCCACAUGAGAACAUUUUGAGUAUACAGAGCCACAAAGAGAGCAUGGAAAUAAAUCUGCAGAAGGUUAAAGUUAGCAAAACCUCAAGCCUUGUGCCUCUGCUGCCACAUAACUAUAGUUUGGAUCUGUCACAUGCAGUGUGUUCUAUUGGGAAUAACAAAGUGUUUGUAUGUGGUGGACUUAUUUGUCCAGGUGAAAAACGUCCAGAGGAGUAUUCUAUCAAUCGGCAAGCAUAUAUGUUAGACCAAAGCACUGGGGAAUGGAGGACUUUAGCUGUGCCUCCAGAAGCUCUUGAUUGUCCUGCUUGCUGCAUGGCGAAGUUGCCAUGCAGGGUCCUCCAAAAAACUGUAGUCAAUUAA